Messenger RNA from Penicillium alfredii, 2601 nucleotides. RefSeq lists its product as uncharacterized. Bases 1 to 2601 code for a protein of 866 amino acids. The transcript is spliced from 2 exons. NCBI's taxonomy places the organism in Eukaryota, Fungi, Ascomycota, Eurotiomycetes, Eurotiales, Aspergillaceae. The record is from RefSeq and is a predicted model, not a curated record.
AUGUCGGACGAUCAGCCCCGCAGGCGACGUCGAUCGUCAAUCUCCGAGCACAUCCAUCGUGAACGUCAUAGCUACAGUUUCACGGGUGACGGUCAACUUGAGCCGUCCGAUUCAAAUUCGGUAUGGCACAAAGAAGCUCUGAGCAAUGGUCCCAAGCUAGACAACAUCAAGCAUGCGAAACCAUCUCUGCACGAGGAGACGGGACCCAGCUCUUUCACCCACUCGACCCCACAUUCUCGGAUGCCAUCGACAAGCACUCCAGGAUCGAGUCCGUCGGUUAUGCCGGUUGUCUCCAAAGACGAUGAUGUCGCAUCCCAGAAAAUAGCAUUACGACCAGUCAGUGGUACUGGUGGAAUCAGUGAUGUCGAAGGAGCAAGAGACAAAAUCUGUAGCUCCCCAACCUGGCACAAAGACACAACCCGCAAAGAGAAGCGAGUCACCAAGCGAUUGGAGGCUGAAAGAAAGGAGCUAGAAAAGCGUCUCCAGAAACUGGAAGAGGCCCAGACCAGGCUGGACAAUGGCAUUUUUGAGAGAAACUCUCGUCGUCUCACCAAGAAGCAACCCCUGGGUAGUUCCAGUCGGUCUUCCAGUGCCAAUGCCGACCGGCCACAGUCAGCCGGCGCCUUCACGGCCUUCUUCUCGGGCUCGAGGCGAUCAUCUCGAUCGCGUGCAAACUCUGUGGAUGGGGAUGACCAUGCACACCAGUCUGCUGACACCAAUCUAAAUAAAGAGGAGACACCAGCAAGUUCAGGGCCUCCCUUCCUCCCUCUGACUUUGCCUGAACGCUUUGGGACUGCCAUAUCCCGAGAAUUAGCGUCGAAACAUGGUACCUCGCUGAUAUUGUCGGGUCAGCUGCAACGGCCUCUUCACACGACGACAAAAUCCGAUGACCUCCGAGAAAGUUGGAAGACGGCAGAGGCCUGGCAGAGGAAGAAUGGCGGAUAUGACGCGGAUGAGAAGGUGUUUCGACUGCGGAGCAGCAAUGCCCGGAGUUUGUUCCCCACGGAGAAAGCGUUUCAGAAAAGCGAGUCAUUGCUUAAACCCAAGUCAAUGGAUGCUUCAACAGACCUGGACCGAGAAUUGUUUACUGCUGCUCUCAAGCAUGAAAAUAGGGACCCGGCACCGACGGGAAAUUCGGUUGAUACUCCAGGUCUACAGAACAAUCCUAGCGUCUGGGCUACGUUGCCAUCAUCGAGAGAUACCACACAGUCCGAUACUCAUUCGCCAGAACCCGCGGAUCAGCUGCCCGCCAGGGCCACGGCGCGCAAGUUGCAUGGCACUGUUUUUCUAGAGGGUGCCCCGAAAGCAUCUCAGGUGCCUACGGCUAUACCAAUACAAGGAAACUCAACUGGAAACUUGCCCAAGAAAGCUCAGGCGGAUCCUAGCCCGCACUAUCACCAGAAAACAUACAAAUCCUCCCCGCUUGCGGCUAAUCCCACCACGACUGAUGAAUUCGAUCAGAAGGAGACCACGAUCCCCAAAGUCUCCUCGACUCAAAACUCUGUUCCUGCAAAAGUGUUGCAUCCAUCGCGGUUCUUGAAUCAAUAUCGGUUUGAGGAACCCCGAGGGCGAAGUCGAUUGCCUGUGGUAUCCACCGACGCUUUUGAGACCGCUCAAAAUCAACCAAGAGAGAUAAACCACCAUGACCAUCAGCAGUCAUCAAGUGGGCCACCACAGCUUCCAGUCAAGAGCGGUAGAAGGUCCCAGGAAAACUGGCCACAACCGAAACUCCAGCAAAAGCCAACAGAGACCAAAAUCCCCGCCUCUCUGAUGCCCUUUUCUCCCAAGCCUUUCGUCGGAUAUACGAGCCUUCCAGAGAAUACCACCCGAGAGUUGAGAUAUAUGCGGCCCCGGUCUACAGCACCCAGCUAUCCUCAAGAGCCUUCCAGUCACCUACAUCAGUUUGCAAAUGAACUGCCUGGAAAUAAACCGUUUCCCCGGGGUAUGAACGGACCGCGGCACAGCCGUUCCUCGUCACGAAACUCGUCUCCAGACGAAUUCUCGAAUUACGACACUGCCGAUGAGGAAACGCCCAGCUCUUCCGAAGCCCAUUCUGGCAAUCCACCACCUCAACCUUCGGGUAUCCCGUCUUCUACUCCUAUUUUUGAGGCCCCUGCCGCGGCCGAACUGGCCAUCAGUCAAGUCAAACCUCGUGGCAACAUGCCCACCCGACCUGGGCCAAUGAACACACUGAAAAGGAAGCCUCUUGAGAGAGUGAAAGUCCACCAAAAGGAUCAAAUGGUUGCCAAGGUCUUUGUCAUCUGCUGCCGCUGUCGAUACUGGCACGACAUGCCAUCGGAGGUAUAUGCUAAACUAGCAUGUCCGGAGCGGCUUCCUACAGAGCCCCGACUCGGCCGACCUACCCCGAAGCAAAACCCACUCAUUUCCCCAGAAGCUGACCCGCGGAUUAUGCCUGCGUCCCAGAGGAGGCGCGCUUUAGGCAACGUGCCAGCAACUCGAAGCGCCGCAACGGCUGAUACGCGCUCUGCUCCUCUCUACCAUCCUUCUUAUGUGCAAUGCUGCUGGUGUGGACAUCGUAUGAGCCGGUUGUGCUGCCAAGGAUGGACUACCGUUGUCCAGAUGCGCGAGAGACAUCAUUGA